Ascoidea rubescens DSM 1968 is the source of this 441-nucleotide messenger RNA. RefSeq lists its product as uncharacterized. The transcript has a single exon. NCBI's taxonomy places the organism in Eukaryota, Fungi, Ascomycota, Saccharomycetes, Ascoideales, Ascoideaceae. The record is from RefSeq and is a predicted model, not a curated record. Bases 1 to 441 code for a protein of 146 amino acids.
AUGGUUUCAAUUGAACUUAAUAACUUGACUUAUGAAAUUCAAUUCAUUGAAUCUGAUUCAAAAACAUUUCCAAAUGAUUACGCAAAAUUAUCGUUGAAAAUUAUCGACAAAUCAAAGAAAAAUGUCACAAAAUUCUUCAACCCUCAAGACUAUUUUGUCGAGCUUGAAAUCUUGGAUAACCCAGAACAAACAGAUUCUUACUUGAAAACCAAAGAUGCUCCUGCUGUUUUAACUGAAACCGAAAAUGAAAACUAUUUUGUAUUUGAUUUCACAAAAUUUUCUUUUGAAAAAUUAAAUCAAAAAAUUUCCUUAAAAUUUAAACUAUUCGAAAAGAAUAGAACUUCUAUUAUCACUCAAAUAACUAAAUUGUUUUUCAACGUUGCUGAAUCAAAAGAAAUUACUUCUCUUACCACCAAAGAAUUUAUCACCAAAAGUAUUUGA